GGAGAGAUAAAAAAAGACAAGAGAGUCGAAGCGAUCAAUGCAGCCAUUGAUGGCCAUGACUGCUUCUUUGGAAAUUUUGUGUGGCGCAAAAAGAAAGCCGUGUCGAUUUUGCCCAGUGAACUCUUUCAACUCGUAUAAUACCCCGUGUCAAUAUGGAUCGUAAACGUGUGACUGGACCUGAAGUCAGUGUGGCCCCAUUAUUAAAGGCACAAGAAACUGCACCUCUACUUGACAGUAACAACAAACGCCAUGAUCAGCGCAGCAUGGACGCCAUCCGACCGUUAUUUUUGAAAACAGGACUCGUAACGCAGUCCAACGGUUCAGCAUACAUUGAAGUUGGGAACACCAAAGUGGUGUGCGCAGUAUACGGUCCUCGUCAAUUGAAAAAAGCCGCAUUUUCUCGUAACGGCACGUUAAACUGCGAAUUCCGAUUUUCCACAUUCUCUUGCACAAAACGUCGCGGGCACAUUCGCGACACACAAGAGAAGGAGUAUUCGCAUAUCCUUGAGCAAGCACUUGCACCUGCGGUUCGCUUGGAACUGUUGCCCAAAUCGGCUAUUGAUAUCUACAUCAAUGUUCUCGAGAAUGACGGUACGAGUUCGUGUAUUGCAGCUGCCAUUAUUGCUUCAAGUGUGGCGUUAGCCGACGCUGGUAUUGAAAUGUUGGAUCAAGUCACUGCCUGCUCAGCGAUUUACAUGAAAAAUCAAAUCUUGAUGGACGCUACGGAUAAAGAAGAGCAGCAAAAGGAUGGUUCGAUUGUGUUAUCCUACAUGCCUUCGCUGAAUGAAGUCACUCACAUUUUACAAACGGGACAAUCGGACAGUGCCAUUACGAGUCAGGCUAUUGAACAAUGCAUCGACGGUGGUUCAAAAAUUUAUUCUGUGAUGUCUUCUGCACUAUUACAAUCGUUGGAAACCGGUGUUGCCGCAUAAUCGUGGAUUAGAGCAACACGAUCUGUUUCUACUUUCGCGUUUAUGGCGAUAUUUAUCCAAGCAUUCAAUCUCAUCUGUAUUGCACAGCAUGUUCUGUAAAAAAUUACCUCUCUUUCUUCUUUUCACACCUUUUUUUUUUUUUUUGGUUUUCUAAAUGGAAUUGAAAUCUUGGGAAACAAAUGCUUUUAUU
Molecule: messenger RNA, 1122 nt
Organism: Radiomyces spectabilis
Lineage: Eukaryota; Fungi; Mucoromycota; Mucoromycetes; Mucorales; Radiomycetaceae
Product: ribosomal protein S5 domain 2-type protein
Exons: 6
Coding region: 153-932 (259 amino acids)
Biological process (GO): rRNA catabolic process; poly(A)-dependent snoRNA 3'-end processing; U4 snRNA 3'-end processing
Cellular component (GO): nuclear exosome (RNase complex); nucleolus; cytoplasmic exosome (RNase complex)
Source: RefSeq, a predicted model, not a curated record